This is a messenger RNA of Syngnathoides biaculeatus (alligator pipefish), 6626 nucleotides long. It is a transcript of the gene anapc1, whose product is annotated as anaphase promoting complex subunit 1. Lineage: Eukaryota; Metazoa; Chordata; Actinopteri; Syngnathiformes; Syngnathidae. Gene Ontology annotation, cellular component: anaphase-promoting complex. Gene Ontology annotation, biological process: anaphase-promoting complex-dependent catabolic process; protein K11-linked ubiquitination; metaphase/anaphase transition of mitotic cell cycle. The record is from RefSeq and is a predicted model, not a curated record. Bases 204 to 6131 code for a protein of 1975 amino acids. The transcript has 53 exons. Gene Ontology annotation, molecular function: molecular adaptor activity.
GCAAAACGGAAGCAGACCGGGGCAGCAAACAUGUCGGCGGUCAAUUGAAAAGUUGUCGCUGGUUAAAUUUUGGGUCACCGGGGCGUCGAUGUGUUUGUUUUUGCAUGUUUUUACUUUGCUUUGACGCGAUAAGCAGGCGAGGACUCCACAAUAAGAGCCAGAAUAUUUGUUAUUAUCAGAAAUAAUGCUGAUAUCUGGGACUCAUGUCGGACGUCGUGUAUGAAGAGACAGCCACGAUGAUUGCCGCUGGGGAAUUGCAGUCGUUUGUCCCAUUUGGCCGAGAUCACUGCAGGAACCAUCCCAAUGCCUUCAACCUGCAGCUGCGGGAGCUGCAGCCCGCCUCCGAGCUCUGGUCGUCGGACUGCGCCGCCGGCCUGGCGGGCUCCCUGCAGGAGGUCAGCCUGCAGGAGAGAGAGAAGGAGAGUUGGCAGCUGAGGAAGGGCUGCGUGCAAGCACAGGAGCAGGAUGUGGACUUCGAAGAGGAGCUUUACACGGCCAGGAACGUGGUGGUCUGGACCCAGGGCAGCCGGGCGCAGAGUUCUAACGUUUACAAGGCCUUCACUGUGGACAGCCCGGUAGAGCAGGCUUUGUGGUGCGACUUUGCCGUUCCUCAGGGCAAGACAGACGACGAAAAGGUGGAGCACACCGUGUGCAUCGUGCAGAACGGGUGCGUCAACAUUCACACUGUGACCGGCAAGGAUUUCCUCUCGCCUCUGCCGUUCCAGGUGUCCAAAGUCUGGCCGACCAAGUUUGGACUUUUGCUGGAGCGUAAAAUCACAGCGACCGACGGACAGCUCGGCCCCCAGGGCGAGUCUCUCCCCACCGUGUUCAGCAUGCUGCAUCCGAUAGACGAGGUGGCGCCAGUGGUGUGCAAACCCUCAGGACCGUUCGAAAGCUCUCGGGUGGAGUACAUGUCCGACCCCGGUACGAGGAUCGUCUUCACCUGCUGUCAGCCUUCCGUCGUCGUCUCUUACGACAGCGUGCAGGGGACGCAUUCGGUGUGGAGCCUACGCAAGGUCACGCGGGAGGAGCGCUCCACUGUGCUCAGUUGUCUCUCUAAGCCCUUCGGUGAACCUUUGGGCUUCCUGGCAACGGGCUUCCUGAUGUCGCACCUGCGGAACCACUCUCGCCUGGACUCGCCCAGGUUUAAUUCCGGUCUUGGAGGAAGCGGCGCCGCGGCCACCAACUCGCCUCUUCACUACAGCACUUUGCACAGCCACCAGAACCGAAUCCUCAUGUCUUCACCCGCGGGACACUCCCGCGUCCAUUCCCCGGGUAUUUCCAAGAUGGCUGCUCUCAGCCGCGACCACUCUCCAGGCAUGGCCGCGCCAUCCUUGUCGGGCGUGGCCCGCUUCAACACCACCAUCCACGCCUUGUCGCCCAUGGGCCUCCACCACGGCGCUCUGAACUCGCCCAACAGCACCGUCAACGAGUCGGUCGUGGUGCCCGAGCUGGAGCCCAUCAUCCCGGACCUCUUCAUGGAGCAGCUGUGGAGCGAGACGGCCACGUGUCACAGCCUGGGCAGAGAGUUGAGCAGCCAGGCCUCCAAAGUGUUCCUGACGUCCGACCUCUGUGAGAACCGCUACCUCUGCUUCCUGGUGGAGUCGCACCAGCAACUCAGAUGCGUGAAAUUCAUGGAGAGCAACGACACGUCUCAGCUCAUCUUCGCCACUGUCACGUGCAUUGCCGCCAAAGAUGCGGAGCCCCUGCAGAACAUAAACGCGAUGCUGGUUUUAGAAGCCUGCGGAAGCCUGGUUCUCUACACGGGCAUAACCAGGGUCAGCAAAGUGUUUGUGCCGGGCCUCCUGCCGUCCGGCUUCAGUCUGAACAACCAUCGCGUCGGCCUCUACUCACUGGAGAAAGUUAGCACGCCCGCUAGCGCCAACAGCAGGCACGUGCAAAGACUGGAUGAGGCCGCCAUGCCCUCCCCGGUGUCCGAGCUGAGCGUUCCCACCAUGAAGCACCACGAGGGGUCUUUUCUCGAGGAUUACCUCUUCCAGCAGGCCAUGCCCUACAUCCACGCCCUGCGGGACCCCGUCAGCAACCGAGUAACUCUGGAGCUCAGCAACGGCACCAUGCUGAGAAUCUCCAUCCCCGACAUUGCCACCUCAGAGCUGGUGAGGAAAUGUCUUCAGGCCAUCCGCUUCAUCCUGCCCAAGGAAGCUGCCAUGAAGGUUUUGGUGAAGUGGUACACCAUCUACAACGCCCCAGGCGGUACCAGCCCCCACGGCGAGUGGAACCUUUUUGUCACGUGUUUCCUGACGCUGAUGGGCUACAACACGGAGCGUCUGACCUGGAUGCAAAAUCUUCAUUUUGAAGUGCCGCUCUCACCGGUGAUUGCGGCCAAGAAAGCUCGUCCCUGUGACGGAGGCUCCGAUGAGGACUGGGACUACUUGCUGGGAUGUCAUUACCACCGCCAGAUGGAUGGUGUCGGCAGACCAGCCGACGUCAGUGGCUUCGGCGCGAGCGUCUCUCCGGUGGCGGCGGACUCGUCAUCGUCGUUGCUGGGCUCCAGCUCCCCGCCCACCUUGGACAACACGGCGGCCCUCUUCGCAUACAUCCCGGCCCUCUUUUACGUCCUCCACCUGCUGUACCAGGAGCUGCUGCUCAGCGAGCUCCACCGGGAGAGGGCCUCGUCUCUGGUGUGUCUGCUGCAGCAGCUCGCCAGAGACCUCCAGUUGGACGACUAUGUGGAUCUGUACUGGAGGGACUACCCGUCGUUAAUGAGUGGAUUCCCGGAGAGCUGCCUCCUGGACCAGUCGCUGAUGGAGCAGAUGCAGCAUCCGUCCUUCCUGCGGGCCGAGCCUCCCUGCAUCUUCAGCUGGCUUAGUUGCUGCCUUCGAGGAGAGGAGGUCCCACCUUUCCCCUACUUGCCCGGCAUCUGUCACAGGAUUCGGCUCCUGGUUCUGAGUUACGCUCUGUACAUCAGCGGUGACGACAACGCCACGACCUCCAACGUGUCCAAGUACCUGGUGAAACUUUCCGCAGGCCAGAAGAGCACAGAGCCGCAGUGCAGAAGACAAUCGAGCGUGAAUCAAGUCGCGUCUUGCAGUCAAACUCUGGCUGAACAACUGGUGGUCUGGCUCACCUCACAAGGGUUCACCCUGAAGGACCUGGAGUCGGUCCCGUUCGGCGCGGCUCUGCCCAUCCGCGACGCCAUCUACCACUGCCGGGAGCAGCCGUGCGCCGACUGGUCCGAGGAGGUUUGCCUGCUGAUUGGCCGGCAGGACCGCACCAGACAGGCCCACAAGAUGACACUGGCCAAGAGCAAAGCUUCUGUGGGUUCCAGUCUGUCCUUGGAUCCUCCCACGGCCACAGAGGCUGACGAGGAGGAGGAUGGAAUGUCGGACAUCAUCCAGGAGGUCACGGGGCUGAUCUGGAGUCAGGAUCUGAGGAUCCAGGAGGUCCGAAGGCUGCUGCAGAGCUCCAAGCCAGUCCGGGUCAGCGUCGUCCAGCUCCCAGAGGUCUCCGACCACGAGUACAUAGAGGAGAAAGAAAACAAACUCCUUCAGCUGUGUCAAAGGACGAUGUCCCUCCCGGUGGGAAGGGGCCUCUUCACUCUUUUCUCCUACCAGCCUGUACCCACCGAACUUUUGCCCAUACCAAAACUCAACCUCACAGGUCGUGCCCCGCCCAGGAACACCAUGGUUGACCUGAACAGCGGCAACAUUGACGUUCCCGCUAACAUGACCAGCUGGCCCAGCUUCCACAACGGGGUGGCCGCCGGACUUAAGAUCGCGCCCGCGUCGCAGGUGGACUCGGCUUGGAUCAUUUACAACAAGAACAAGAACCAAGAGAUGGCCAACGAGCACGCCGGCUUCCUCAUGGCGCUGGGCCUCAACGGGCAUCUGACGAAGCUGGGGACACUCAACAUACACGACUACCUCAAUAAGGGUCACGAAAUGACCAGCAUUGGGCUCCUACUGGGCGUGGCUGCGGCCCGACUGGGGACCAUGGACGUGUCCACCACCCGCCUGCUCAGCAUACACAUACCCGCCCUGCUGCCUCCCACCUCCACUGAGCUGGACGUCCCACAUAACAUCCAGGUUGCGUCUGUAAUAGGCAUCGGGCUUGUGUACCAGGGAACGGGGCACAGACACAUUGCUGAAGUUCUACAGUCAGAGAUAGGGCGACCUCCGGGUCCGGAGAUGGAAUGCUGCACGGACCGGGAGUCCUAUUCCCUGGCUGCAGGCCUAGCGCUCGGCAUGGUCUGCCUCGGGCAAGGCAGCAACCUGAUCGGGAUGAGCGACCUGAAUGUCCCGGAGCAGUUGUAUCAGUACAUGGUAGGGGGACACCGCAGGGCCCCGGUUGGAGCCGGCAGAGAGAGACACAAGUCUCCCAGCUACCAGAUCAAGGAGGGCGACACAAUCAACGUGGAUGUGACGUUUCCCGGGGCCACGCUGGCUCUUGCCAUGAUCUACUUAAAGACCAACAACCGGUCCAUAGCUGAUUGGCUGAAGCCUCCAGACACUUGGUUCCUGCUGGAUUUCAUCAAGCCCGAGUUUCUCCUGCUCAGGACCUUGGCCAGGUGCAUCAUCAUGUGGGAUGAAAUCCUACCCAAUAGUGAGUGGGUUAAAAGUAACGUACCUCAGAUUAUGAGGGGGACUCAUUUGGACUCACCAGAAAACAUUAACAUGGAAACAUGGAUCCAAGUGCAGGACUACAUCACAGCCGGAGCUUGCAUGGCGCUGGGCCUGCGCUUCGCUGGUUCCGCCAACUCCGACGCCUUUGAAUGCCUCUACGACUUUGCCAAGAGCUUCAUGAAGGUCAUGUCCUUCUACGGUACAUCCGCUGUGGAGCCGGGCUGCUACAACAUGCAGACGGCGCUGUCCAUGAUUCUGUUGUCCAUGUCCAUGGUAAUGUCCGGCACGGGCAACCUGAAGGUGCUGCAGCUCUGCCGCUUCUUGCACUACCGCACUGGCGGCGAGAUGAACUACGGCUUCCACAUGGCUCAUCACAUGGCGCUCGGCAUCCUCUUCCUGGGAGGGGGAAGGUUCAGCUUGAGCACCUCCAACUCGGCCAUUGCCGCUCUGCUGUGUGCCCUCUACCCUCACUUUCCUUCACACAGCACUGACAACCGCUACCACCUGCAGGCCCUGCGCCACCUGACCGUGUUGGCCGCCGAGACCCGGCUGCUGGUGCCGGUGGACGUGGACUCCCUCAAGCCCUGCUACGCCCUCCUGGAGGUCACCUACAAGAAAACCGAGUGGUACGACGAGACCACGGUGGAGCUAAUGGCCCCCACGAUGCUGCCUGAGCUGCACCUCCUCAAGCGGGUCCGAGUGAAGGGUCCUCGUUACUGGGAGCUUUCGAUUGACCUGAUCAAGGAAGUGCAGCAUCUCAAGUCCAUCCUCUCCAGGGACGGCGUGUUGUACGUGAAACUCCGAGCUGGACAGUUGCCCUACAAGGACGACCCUCAAGGCUGGAAGAGCCUCCUGGCCUCCGCUGUCAACCAGCGCAGCUCUGGAGUCGGAGCCUUCAAGCUGGAGGCCAUCUCCACCUUCACCUCCGAGCCCGCCCUGCUCUCCUUCGCCGAGUUCUUCUGCAAGACGUCGGACGGAAUGAAGCACCGGGAGGAGACGGUGGCGCUGUUCUCGGCCAUGUUGUACGAGUGUGUGACGCAGGAAUGUCCGGAGAUGCUGCCCACGUACGUCGCCAUCGAGCAGGCGGUCGGCGCCCUGUGUCGCGGCGAGCUGCGGCACAGCUUCGCCCUGUGGCAGAUGCGUCUGGUGGUGGAGCUUUGGGACAGUCGGGUGCUGCGGCGUCCCUCCAACUGCCGCGACGCUUUGCUGUCCUCGGAGUUCUUACCCGUCAUGAAGAACAAGGUGGACGUGGCGCUGGACCAAUGGCUCAAAGACAACAGCUCAGCGUUGAGGUCUUACGUUGGCGGCGAGCCCCCCAAUGUCAGCGCCCGGUCGCCCAUGUUGGCCUGCUUCCUGGUCUAUCGCUCCGUCCCCUGCCUCAGGAACAAACUGGCGCAGCUUCGAGGCUGCACUUCGCUCAGGGACUUGUUGACCAGCAGUCGCCGGUUGGGAAUCCCGCUCCGGGACCUGCUGAGGCUCGCUCCGGUCCUGCUGGAGGCGGCAGGCGAGCCCCGGACGCCGCCUGGCUUCCUGACGCCGGCACGGUGAACCUCGAGUUCUUUCGUAGCUUUGUAGUACAUUCGAACAACAGGCGGACAAGGUGGCCUUUCUGCAUGUGUGUGUGUGUGUGUGUGUGUUCCAGGUUUGGGAAUGCAGACUUUGUGUUUUCUCCCAUUUGUAAAUAUCGUGUUUCUAUGUGGUUCUAUGUAAAGUUGAAGCUUGUUGGCCAGUUUGUCGACUCGCGCAAAGACGGAAGUUGUCUGUGUGGAUGAUAAAAGCGCCUCCACGCAGUUUAUUUUUCUAUUUGCUCCGGCUCACGUUCACCGAAUGCUGGGGAAAAUGCUCUUCGUGAUGUUGGGCUUGAAGAUAACAAUGUCAGCUUGAACAUAAAUGCACGUGAAAUUGAUUGUUUCAGUACCGGAAAGGUUUUAGUGCAUUUGGGCCUCGUCCUCAAAUUUCACACAAACACCUAUUUGUCACAACUUUUGCUGAGUUUGUGUAUGUAUUGUUUGACAAUGUUUCAUUAAAGUCAUUCAGAACAGA